AUGAUAAUUUUUUAUUUGAUUGCAUUUGUUUAAGGACUAAUUCCUGAUAACUGCAAAUGGACAGACCCAGAUGGGUUUCAUUUUGAUAUCAAUCAUCUAAAAAGAAAAGACAAUUAUAAAGUAACUUCAUUUAGUGGGGCAAUGUCAUUCGAAUUUAAUUUUUGUACAUAUGGUGUUUAAUGCAAUCACAGAGAGGUAAAGAAGGUUGAGUAUUAAGGGUUGCUGCGUUUUAAUUAUUUCAUAAUAAAUGUUACACAAUAGGCUUAAAAUCUGAAUCAGAUAUAUGGUAUGAUAGUUUUGGUUUAAAUCUAAAAUAUAAAAAUGGUAAGGAGUAUUAAAUGAUGAUAGGUGAUUUAUGUGGAGAAACCUUAUAAUAUUCUGUUUAAUUUUAAAUUUAAUGUGGAGAAGAAGCUCCAUUUAAAUAAAUUAUGACAGAUUCUCCAUGCAAUA
Paramecium primaurelia is the source of this 450-nucleotide messenger RNA. The record is from the annotation of a GenBank genome assembly. NCBI's taxonomy places the organism in Eukaryota, Ciliophora, Oligohymenophorea, Peniculida, Parameciidae.